This is a messenger RNA of Haemonchus placei, 2082 nucleotides long. The record is from the annotation of a GenBank genome assembly. NCBI's taxonomy places the organism in Eukaryota, Metazoa, Nematoda, Chromadorea, Rhabditida, Trichostrongylidae.
AUGGACGAAGAUGAUGACAUUCGCAUUGUGCCAUUCACCGAAGAAGAAAAGGCUCGCCUGAAUGAAAAGGUUCGAAAAAUGAAAUUUGCUCGACCUCCACCAAAACUUCCAUCAACAAAACGGCCUGGAAUCACGUCAAGUCUCAAGACAACGCCGCAAACCUUUUUCGAUAUUGCUGAGGAAAAACCUUUGAGCGAUGCUGUUGCCGAUUCCUCCAACAUUUAUUCCGAUAGCGUCAUGGAAUGCUCCGAUAUUUAUCCCGACAGCGUCGCUACCCUCUCUACUGCUCAAUAUAGCAGAAACACGAGGACAUUUAAUGAGAGCGCUUUGGAGGAAAAGGAUAGUGAGCUAGAAGAACAGUUCGUCACUGAACAGGAUUCAAGUUGCUGUCAAGCUGAACCCGUUGAGAUGGAGGAAGAAACUGCUACAUUCCAUCUAAAAGAAGAUUUCCAUGAAGUAAAUGUGAGGUCGUUCGAAACUAGUUGGAGCCUCUCUUCCCCCUCAGAUGUCCAUCCUGUGGAAUCGAUCACUGCAACUAGCCCCGUCGUGUACAGCAAGAAACUCGAGAUGGCCCUUCGUAAAGAUCGAGGUGGCCUCCUGGAAGUUACGCAACGUGUCAGUGGGAAGUAUGGGAGAUUUGAGGAGCCGAAAUACGGCCCUUUGCUUCUAACGACCUCAGUGUCUGUAGCUUCUUUGAAGGACAUUAUGGAAUCCAGUCUCACAAGCCUGACCUCAUUCCUGCGUUCUGGCAGAAUAAUACCCAAAGAAACAGAAGAGAAAGAAGAGAACGCUGAACCGGAAAGUCCAAGUGGCACUACCACAAAGAAGGAUGAAGAAAGUCCCGUGUACAAACAAAGUAUGGCUGUCCCCACACUACUUUCCCCUAAAAAGAAGAGCAGAAGAAAAGUGAAGGUCAAGAGGAAAAGCCAUCGGAGUGGUGAAUCAAGCAGGCCUGCAUCUUUGUCAGAUGACAAGCCAGAAGAGUCUGUGAAGAUCAGAGAUGGAGAACAACGGAAAAGAACAGUGUCAGUUGUGUCCACAACUUCUGAUUCUUCUAAACAGUCUAUAAAGAUUGUAAUUCGGAGAGAUAUCCCCUGCAAAGUCGUCAAAACUCCAUCGGUUGCAUGUGAAAAGAAGGCAACAUCGCUCAGGAGGUCGGCGGAGAGCAGUAGUGCAUUUGUGAAGGACUGUGAUGAGCGGAGUUCAGUUCCAAGUCCAUCGAAGAAGCCACGUCUUCCCGUUCGUGUGAAACUUGCCCCUCCUAGAGCACGUUCGAUAAGUUCUCCACCGACAUUGACGAAGGCUCCGCAGGAUAGAACGAAAUCGACUUCUGCCACACAAACUUCAACUCCGCUCAUCGAAAGAUCCAAAUCGCGAGCAGAGGAAGGUUCUGAUGAUAAGAUUCGCACGGAUUCAAGGAUACCGACGAGUGCUGCACCUGUUAGUCCCAUCCCAACGACCUCCUUGUUAAGGACAUCAGCGGUGAAAAAAUUCCACUACUGGAAUAAACCUACAUUUGAAGAAGAUGCAUUAGCUGCAAAGUUGAGUAAAUUGAUGGGCUUUGAAGUCAGCACUUCUAGUCCGUUGUGGUUCCACGAAUUGCAAAAGAAGGCAAGCGAGUACAUUCGUAUGUUGGAUGCAGAGAACAACAAUGUCCGUGAAUUGAUGCGUGAUCUGGACUAUUUCCGUAAGAACAGAGAAAACGAGCUUUCUCGAUACAAACGAUUGCUCGCAGAAAGUGAAGAUUUGGCGGCCAUUUCAAGAAGAAAUCGAAGCACAACAAACGCUCCAUCUGCUCCAGAUCUCAGGUUACCGUGCACCUUCACCAGAGUGACGAAUGAAAAAGAUAUUCCUCGUGAUCCUGCUCCGUCUUCCGUCGAACCAGUAAAGCCACCAUAUGUUGAGUAUACAAGGCCGGUCUUACAGUUUCAUAGAGGAAUUCCUUCGCCUGCUCAUGUGAUCCAUUGUCGGAACCCUCCAGGAGCUCGAGGUUUCUGGAAUCCAGUCAUCGCCAACAAGAGUGGUGUACGCUACGAGCGCACAUGCGGAGUAGAAGCAGCCAGAAAUAGCGGUACUGUUUGA